GGUUUGGGCGAGGCGAUGCGAGGCGAGGCCGGGCAGUCACUGCCACUCUGGACUCUGCAGCUGCAGGAGCUGGCGACUGGAGCGGGCGGCCGGCAUGAGCGCCAGGAAGCGGAGCUUCACCUUCGGGGCCUACGGAGGGGUGGACAAGUCGUUCAUCUACCCCAGAAACCUCCGGAAGAACAAUGGGCCGAGCCAGCUCUUCUCACACGCCGUAGAGCUGCCCCGGGUGGACUCUGCUCCCCCCCACACUGCUCCCCGCUACCCUAAGAACACUGAAUUGUUUGAAAUGAUUGAAAAGAUGCAGGGAAGCAGAAUGGACGAGCAGCGAUGCACCUUCCCUCCUCCUCUCAAGACAGAAGAGGAUUACAUCCCCUACCCCAGCGUCCAUGAGGUACUGGGCCGGGAGGGGCCGUUCCCCCUCAUCCUGCUGCCGCAGUUCGGGGGCUACUGGAUCGAAGGCACCAACCACGAGCUGACCAGCGUCCCCGAAACCGAGCAGCUGCAAUCUCCCACCUCCAAGGUCAAGCUGGAGUGUAACCACACGGCCAGGAUCUACAGGAAGCACUUUCUGAGCAAGGAGCACUUCAACUACUACUCCAUGGACGUGGCGCUGGGGCACCUCGUCUUCUCGCUCAAGUACGACGUCAUCGGUGACCAGGAGCACCUGCGCCUGCUGCUGCGGACGAAAAGCCGCACGUACCACGACGUCAUCCCCAUCUCCUGCCUCACCGAGUUCCCCAACGUCGUGCAGAUGGCCAAGCUGGUGUGCGAGGACGUGAACGUGGACCGCUUCUACCCUGUGUUGUACCCGAAGGCCUCCCGCCUCAUCGUCUCCUUCGACGAGCACGUCAUCAGCAAUAACUUCAAGUUCGGUGUCAUCUACCAGAAGCUGGGCCAGACGUCAGAGGAGGAGCUGUUCAGCACCAAUGAGGAGAGCCCGGCCUUCGUGGAGUUCCUCGAGUUCCUGGGCCAGAAGGUGAAGCUGCAGGAUUUCAAGGGGUUCCGGGGCGGGCUGGACGUGACCCACGGGCAGACAGGGACCGAGUCCGUCUACUGCAAUUUCCGCAACAAGGAGAUCAUGUUCCACGUGUCCACCAAGCUGCCGUACACCGAGGGGGACGCCCAGCAGUUGCAGAGGAAGAGGCACAUAGGCAAUGACAUCGUGGCCAUCGUCUUCCAGGACGAGAACACACCAUUUGUGCCAGACAUGAUCGCCUCCAACUUCCUGCACGCCUACAUCGUGGUGCAGGUGGAGAGCCCCUGCUCCGACAACACCCUCUACAAGGUCUCUGUCACAGCCCGGGACGACGUGCCUUUCUUCGGCCCCCCGCUGCCAGACCCAGCCAUCUUCAGAAAGGGCACCGAUUUCCAGGAGUUCCUGCUCACCAAGCUGAUCAACGCGGAGUACGCCUGCUACAAAGCUGAGAAGUUCGCCAAGCUGGAGGAGCGCACGCGGGCGGCGCUGCUGGAGACGCUGUACGAGGAGCUGCACGUCAACAGCCAGUCCAUGAUGGGCCUGGGCGGGGAUGAGGACAAGAUGGAGAACGGCGGCGGGGGCGGCGGGGGCUUCUUCGAGUCCUUCAAGCGUGUGAUCCGCAGCCGCAGCCAGUCCAUGGACGCCGUGGGGCUCAGCAGCAAGCGGCAGAACACGGUCUCCACCAGCCACAGCGGCAGCUUCGGCCACAACAACCCCGACGUCGCCAAAGCCACCGGCAUCUCAUUGCUUGUCCCUGGGAAAACGCCAAGUAGGUACGGACGUCGAGGCAGCGCCAUAGGGAUAGGAACCAUAGAAGAGUCACUGAUCGUUCCCGGGAAGAGCCCGACCCGGAAGAAAUCGGGGCCCUUCGGCUCCCGGAGAAGCAGCGCCAUCGGCAUUGAGAACAUCCAGGAGGUGCAGGAGAAGAGGGAGAGCCCAACAGGGACCCAGAAGACCCCGGACAGCGGCCACGUCUCCCAGGAGCCUAAAUCCGAGGACUCGUCUAACCAGAGCUCCCCGGAGAUGCCCACCACCAAGAACAGGGUGGAGGCCCUCGCUCAAAAGCCCGAUGCGCUGCGGGAUUUCUCCCGCUCCUCGUCCAGCGCCAGCAGCUUCGGCAGCGUGGUGGAGGAGAACGAGGGCGGCAUUGACGACGACACUGGCAUGGAAAGCCAGUCCUCCUCGGGGACCCCGCACAAGCGAGACUCCUUCAUCUACAGCACCUGGCUGGAUGACAGCCUCAGCACCGCCAGCGGGGGCAGCUCUCCAGGCCCCUCUCGGUCUCCUCAGCCAGACGCCAGAAAAUCUGGGGACCCGGCUUGUCCAGAGAUCAAAAUCGAGCUGGAGAGGUCGGAGCGGCACACACCCCACCUGAGCUGCUAGCCCUCCCUCCCCGGCCUCCGCGGAUGCGCGCUCCUGCCAGCACCCACAGAAGAAGCACAAGCUGAAGGACUUGCGGAGGGUCCCGCUCUUUGUCACAGCAGACAGCCUCUGCCCCAUCGCCAAAGCCAGCCUGCCGAAGCCUGCGUCCUAGACGGCUAGACCCACACUCCUGCCUGCCUUCCCGCUUCCAGGCUGGACAGCAGCUUCCCUGCGGCGCGGAGAGCCUGGGAGCAGCGACGACGUGUGAGAGGCACCCGCCACCGCUCUCCUGCUCCUGAAGCUGCUGCAAGACCUUAGAAGAGGGUGGCAAAGACCCCGCUCCUCUCCUGCCCCAUGACGGCCACCCAUCGUGCUCCCAACCCCGUCGCCAGCCCCCCGCCGGGUCCGAUCGCUGCAAGUUGCCGACGGGACUUGCAAACGAAGCCGGACGCAUCUUGCCCCUCCAGCUCUCGCCUGCUGAACCGUGAUGUGCCCCGCAGAGCUCUGGCACGGCCAGUCCUCGGAGGAGCCCUGCCAGCAAGAAAGCCACGGGCACCCAGGUGCCCGCAACCACCAGGUGACGCGGGACGGUAGAGCUGGGGCUCAUCCAUGGCAGGACAAUCCCCCCGGGCAGCUAGAUCCAGCCUCCUCUAGGCGCCACCUCCUCUGGGUGAGCUCUGCUCCCAUCCCAGCCUCAGGUUAGCUGACGGCAGGCCUGGCUGGUCUCCUCUUGAGGUCCUUGCUAGGGCAUUUCACCCCAGCCCCUUGCCAUGCCCGUGUCCUGCCCAGAGAGCUCACAGCCUCCAGGGGCAAAGGGGUCGGCCAGGGGGAAAGGCGCGGUGCGGCAGCUUGGGUGAAGCAGACCUACCCAGUCCCAUAGGCAGGGACACGGGCAGCAUCCAGGACUUCCCAUGACCUUUUGUAGCCUUGAAACACCCCCAGUUUGCAAGUCUCGGAAAAAGGGGGUGUCAUGUAGAUGCUCCCUCCCCGCUUGGCCUGAGCCCCCAUCUCCUCCCCGUGGCUGCGCAGGCAGGGCAAGGCUGGCCCCGAUCCCUGGAAGGCCGCUUACGGAGGCUAUAGCGGCAGCUGAUGCUCUGGGGGUUGGGCUGCGGCAACCAAGACCCCUCAGCAGCCCCAGCCCCAUUCACCAGUUUCCCCCAGCAGAGCCCACACCACCCAGUCUCAUCUCCUUGUCAAAUGAGGCCCCAAAGUCACGAGCCCCGCAGCAAGUGGGGGGGCUUUUGCCCCUGUCACAAGGGUCCCUGCACCCCAGAGAGACCCAGGCUGCUGUAAUCCAGCGCCCGCUGCCCAAGGGAGUGACCCCAACCCAGGGGUCCCCAGAAGCCAGGGAGUGGAGGGCACCAGGGCCACGGGGCUCAUGCCACCCUUUAGGGAAGGCAUCUCCAGCUACAGACGUAGGCACAUCCCCCGGAUAUAGGACCAAAGGGGUAAAACGGGUGGGGCGAGGUAGCCAGGGACAGGAGUGGGGGCAGCGCCUAGUGCGGAGGAUCCCCGUGAGCUCCGGUUGGGAAAGGGCCACUGCAGCGUGUUCACGCGCCCCCAGCUCUGGGCAGGCGUGGCACAAACACCCCCGGCCGGGGGGUGGGGGGGGCAGACGCAUGUUUAUCCCAAAGAGCCGCUGUGCAUUGACAAGACAAUCCUGACGAGACCUGCCAGAGCCAUAGGACUUAACCCCUGCAAGCCCAGCGGACACGCAACCUCCGUCCAGCUGCCCUGCACCAAACCAGACACGCAGCGUGUAGCAAAGCUGUCAGUCCACCCAGCCCUGGCACUGGCGAGACACCGAGCAGAGUUAUUUGAUGCAGGGUUUUCGGUCAGGGCCGUUGCUGCUUUCCUUCCCCUCUCCCCCCUGCAAAGUUUUCUUGCACAACUUCUGUUUUAAUGAAGGAUCAAACCAACCCCGAAGUUUCCAGCUUUUCCAGAACUGGGUUUUGCAACCAACAGGCUGAGUUUGUCACCAGAAAACAAACCCAUUUCUAUCUGUCAUCCAGACCCGGAGAGCUGGCUUCCCCCAGCCUGGCAAGGGGCAUUACAGGGCCUCCCAGGAGGUUGCUGGGGGAAGAUCUUAAUCCCAAAGGGCAUUUCCCACCAAGAAAAUGCUGCUGGUAAAGCCAUUUGGUGGCUGUUGCAUUAGCAUUUGUUUUAAAGCCACUGCCCAGGGGCUCCUUGGCACUACACUGGGUGCCCCCAUGGAUAAGGCCAUAGCCCUCCCAAUGCACUACAGAGCAGGGCCUCGUUCUCCGGUACAUCAUGGAUUUAGAGGGUGGUCUGCUGCUGAGAGCACCCUGGGAGCCUGCUAGCAGCUAAUGCAGGAUUACGUGAAUAUAUAGCCACGGGUACAAUUAAAUUCGGGGCUUUGUGUUGCAUAGUUGUAAAAAAAAACAAAAAAACCCACCCAUUCUCAAUGGCUCCCCUCUGCCGGCAGGAAGGUACGGCUCCAUGAUGUGUAAGUAACUUUUCAACUGCCUACUGUAUGUGUAAUACAUCCCGCGAGCGUCUGGGAUUCCUCUACGUCUGUGUUGUACUCAUUUUUUUUUUUUGAGUCAAAUCCUAACUUAAUGUUUGGACACUCGGGUUUCCAUGCCCCCCUUUCUUUUUUUAAAUCCGAGAUGGUGUUUGUGUAUCCAGUGACUGAUGUAUAAAAUAAAGUUCUAUUUAUCGCUAUUGUAAGAAGAUUCUAUUUGUAAAAAUGCUUUUUAAGAUAUACAGGCUCAAAAAAGGAAUAAACUGGAAAACCU
Molecule: messenger RNA, 5097 nt
Organism: Gavialis gangeticus (Gharial)
Lineage: Eukaryota; Metazoa; Chordata; Crocodylia; Gavialidae
Gene: RAP1GAP
Product: RAP1 GTPase activating protein
Exons: 27
Coding region: 95-2359 (754 amino acids)
Biological process (GO): regulation of small GTPase mediated signal transduction; activation of GTPase activity
Cellular component (GO): cytoplasm
Molecular function (GO): GTPase activator activity
Source: RefSeq, a predicted model, not a curated record